AGUGAGAUGAAUUUUGAGCAGACAAAUCUGUCUUUCUUUUUUGCCAGUGUCUUACUCCUUUUCAAACAUACUUGCCAAUGGACAAAGGCCAAACAGGGAUGAGUUCAACACAUUGAGAGUGUAUCUGUGUUUCCACAGAUAGUAGCACACUCUCACAUUCUGGGCCUUGUGCUCCGAUUCUUUAGUACGCCGGAGAACUUCUGUGGGUUCCCCCACUGUUGUAUCAUAUUCAGUAAAGUAUAGACGGUGAAGACGGUUAGCAGUCUGUGUGGCCAGCCUUUUGCUGGCUCUUAUUAUUGUCAUUAACAUUGUCUUAAGCACUGUUAUCAUUAGUGAUUUAGAUUAACACACACACACACACAGAGAGAGAGAGAGAGAGGCACACUGAUAUAAACACCAACACACACACACACAAGCACACACAUGCAUUCACAAGUUUGAGGUGCCAACUCUGAAGUCAUGGAUUACACGAGUCAGACAGUAUACUCUGGUGGGAAUUUCAAAUAAAAAGCUUCAUCGUUGCCUUAAGUCAAGCAACAAUUAUGCUAUCAACAGAUGUCUGCAAAGUAAAGACAUAAACACCACCCAUGCUCAUUUUGUUAAUUAAGAUAUUUGACUUGCUCCAUUCAUUAAGAAUCUUUGCCAGCGUGUUCAUUAACAAGCUUGGCACAUGCAACAUUCUGUUUCUUUCCUGAAGCACAGUCCUUUAUCGAGAGCACAGUCCGUGUGCAUGCAUGUGUGUGUGUGUGUGUGUGUGUGUGUGUGUGUGUGUGUGUGUGUGUGUGUGUGUGUGUGCAUAUUUGUGUAUAUGCGUGUGUGUGUGUGUGUGUUGUCUUCAUGGUUCUGUUGGAUGGGAAUAUGAUUGAUGGAUGGAUUUAUCCGCUACAGGUCACUAGAUGAUGACGUUGACUCGAGGUCCCUAGAGGCUCCAGUUUUUGUGUCAUUUCAAGGUCUGGAAGAAGAGAGGUUGAAAUUGGUUUCUCAUCCUUAUUCUCUCUCUCUCUCUCUCUCUCUCUCUCUCUCUCUUACCUCACAUACUCUCAAAAGCAAUGUAAAGUAUAUUAAUGACAUUUCCAGUUUAUGCACAUUAUACAAUGGGUGCACGUGUCCCUUUUGGCCUUUCUAAAUUACAAUGUGCCACCAUCUAAAUACAGUAAUUACUAACUGCUCAGUCUGACAGAUAUAUGGGUCAUUUCCUCUUUCAGCGCAAGAUGGCUAUUUAUUCUCCCUUUGAUCUUCUCUAACUCCCCUUCUUCACCACAUUGUUUGUUAAUUUAACCUGCAAACCUGGGAGGGAGCAAAGGCAAAGAAAUGAGUCUGAAUAAGUGUCUUUGUCAGAUGAUGGUCCGCUUUCCAGAAACCCCUCUCUCUCUCCUUCUUUUCCACUCUCCUCCCUGUGCUCUCUCUCUGUCUCUCUCUUUUUUUGUGCUGACUACGUGUGGGUUUAAGAGCGAGGCACAGAGAGACUCCUCAGGUACAUGCUGACUGUCAGGCAGCAGAUCAUCUUCACCAUGUUGAGAGUCUGGGUUUUGUGUGUUAGCUUGGCUUCUUUGGCCAUGGGGCAGGAGCCCUUACAAGCGCCAGGGACGAGUGAUGAAUCCGGGAUGAACGCGAUGACCACGGCGUCCCCACUCUGGACAGACUCACCUGGGGCACCUGAGACCAACGCUACCUCCGAACAGGUGGAUGCAUCAGUGAAGAGCAUGACUUCAGGCUCACGGGCGCGUAGGGCGGGUGAGACCCAGAGAGAGAGGCGCUCAGGGGCCACGGCCGCGGAGACCGACACACAGUCGGAGCUGGGCCGCACGGCAGCCGUGUGGGUGGAGAUGGAGUCGGUGCUGGGGAGGAGAGAGACUGGCCAGGGCCAGCUGGGCUCAGUGCUGCAGGACCUGAAGGAGGAGAAGAGGCGACUGUUGGACGAGGAGGUGAACAAGAAGGGGAAGGGGAAAAAAGAGGAGGAGGAGGAGGAGGAAGAGGAGGAGGAUGAUGACGAGGAGGAGGAAGAUGAUGAUGAUGAGGAAGAAGAGGAAGAAGAAGAGGAGGAGGAAGAAGAAGAAGAGGAGGAGGAAGAGGAGGAAGGAGGGGAAGAGGAGGAGACUGAUGCAGCAUCCAACAGCACGGACACCACGAGUGGCUUCACAGACUUGUUACCUGAGGGCUGCCAGCAGGUGGCGCCACUGAUCUCCUGUAAGGACGUGGGCUUGACCCGCCUGCCGAUCAUCACUGAUUUAGCAGUCACCACGUUAGAGCUGCCGGGAAACAACAUCAGUAAAAUUCCUCCACGAGGCUUCGCCGGGCUUCCAAACUUGGAGGAGAUUGACCUCAGCAGGAAUCAGCUCGAGGACUCCUCACUGGGAACAUACUUGUUCAAGAACUUGACCAAGCUGCGCAAGCUGAACCUGGACUCUAACGGCCUGACCACGGUGCCCCUGCUCCCGGCGUCUCUAGAGGAGCUGAGCAUCAACCAGAACAGGAUCAGCCAGCUGCUGCCCAAGAGCUUCAGAGGCCUGUUCAACCUACGCUCUUUGGUGCUCAACCAGAACGAGCUCUACGAUGAUGGCGUCUCGCCGCUCGCCUUCAGGCCUCUGAAGAACAUCAUCUACCUUCGGCUGGACCAGAACAACUUCCGAUCCAUUCCGCAAGGGUUGCCUCCCUCACUGCAGGAUUUGCGGAUGCGUGAAAACCAGCUGCAGGAAGUAGAUGGGGUCUCACUCAACAAGUCCGUCAACUUGCAAGUGCUGGACCUGAGUCACAACUACCUGAGGGAACACACCAUCUCCCCUCAAACUUGGGUCAACCUCCCUAAACUGGAGGCCCUGGACCUGUCCAACAACCAGUUCUCCCUGGUGCCCAGCAACCUCCCCACAGCCCUGCGGCAGCUCUCCCUGCAGCACAACCACAUCGACACCGUGCCCGACUACGUCCUGAGCCAUCUCGUCCCGGGCCUGCUGUCGCUGCGCCUGUCCCACAACCGCAUCCGUAACGAAGGGCUGAAGGGCCCAUCAUUCCGCGGUGCUUACCGGACGCUGACAGAGCUGCUGCUGGACAACAACGAGCUGGAGAUCGUCCCGCGCUGUAUGCGCGUGUUCCGCCAGCUGCAGCUCCUGCGCCUUGAUCACAACCGCAUCAAAGUCGUCCCCAGGUUUUCCCUGUGCCUACGCCAAAGGAGGAAGAGCUCUCCUCUCGCCUCUCUGCACCUAGAGCACAAUCAGAUCGACACGCAGAGGAUCCACCCCGCCGCCCUCACCUGUAUGGACAGCUCCAGCAGCGUUACCCUGGAGCCCCAAGGCUCCUCGGGCACGCUGGCCGGGGCGGAGAGCACCCUGUCCUGAGCUCUGGGCCCUGAGUCCUGAGUAUGGCGCCCAUGUAGUAGUGUGAUGUGGCCAGAUGUGCAUCAUAUUAACUCAGAUUCACCAUGGUGACCAUGGUGUGAGUGAGUGCUGGAGUGGCAUCUGGUUCUGUGAGACUCAAACCUGCUCUCACUCACCCCUCCCUUCAUCACACUAAAAAUCUCCUUUUCUUUUCCUUUUCCAUCUCUCUUUUCUUUUCUUCUCUCUAUCUUCCACUCCAUUUUGUUCUUUUCUCCUCUUUCCCUCGUCCUCUUGUGUUUUCUCCUGCUAAUGUUACUUGCAGUCCUUCUUUCUCUCCUUUCUUCCUCCUUCUCUAUUCCUCUGCUCCUCUCUCCAAUGUGGUCUCCACACUUCUCUCCUUUUGCUUCUUCAAUCACUUCAUCUUUUCUCAUCUCCUCCUCUCUCCUUUCCUCCCUUCUUUCUCCUUUCUUGUGAUCUCUCUCCGGUUCACCUUUCCGUGCCCUCGUUUCAUUCCAACAAGCUUACACUUUAUCAGUCAUCUUAUGUGACUUACUGUGGCCUUUUCGCUUCAGCACGGCUCAUAGUCUUUUUGGCUUCUGCUGAAUCCCUCUCUGUUCUUGUGUGAGUCAAUCUGGAGCCUCUCUCUCCCUCUCCCUUUCUCUCUCUUCCUGUGUUAGCCAUUUCUCAAAUUCUAAAGUUGAAUUUAGCCACGGUGCCAAGCAUUGUGUCUAUCUAAUGUUUACAGUCAUGCUGUUUCUAACAUUGUACCUCAUAUCAUUUCUGUUAAGGUUCUAAUGUGCUGUGCUAUUGCAAUAGUAUGUUUUGUAUUGUAUGGCAUGCAGAUAAUUGAAAUAACACCAGCAGUUUUAAGUACUAUAACCAAUAAGAUUUUUUAAUAAUAUGAAUUUGUGUAUUGUCCUCUAAAACAGCCCUAGUAUGAGACCAACUGUAUGCAGCUUUGUCUGGACAGGGCAAAUGAUUGAAUGAACACCAUUCUUGUCUUA
Alosa sapidissima (American shad) is the source of this 4315-nucleotide messenger RNA. RefSeq names its product extracellular matrix protein 2. Gene Ontology annotation, biological process: positive regulation of cell-substrate adhesion; extracellular matrix organization. NCBI's taxonomy places the organism in Eukaryota, Metazoa, Chordata, Actinopteri, Clupeiformes, Clupeidae. Gene Ontology annotation, molecular function: protein binding; heparin binding; collagen V binding. The record is from RefSeq and is a predicted model, not a curated record. Gene Ontology annotation, cellular component: extracellular matrix. Bases 1479 to 3332 code for a protein of 617 amino acids. The transcript is spliced from 9 exons.